CCUGCCGCCCGGAGGGAGCCGUCGCCGCGCGGCCGAGCAGCUCCGGCACCGCUGCUGCACCCGCCGCCGCCGAAGAGCGAGACGCCGAGGAAGAGGAAGAGGAGGAGGAUGCCGACGAAGGCGGCCGGGCCGGCUCUGUCCGCCGAGUGACCGACGGAUUUACCAAUGUAGCACCAGCGAAUGAUACCUUUUAUCCAGGAGUGCAUUACACAGAUGGCUACUUAAUGAAAAUUUAUGGAUUUAAUGCAAGCCAACGCUAAAUUUCAGGCAUCGUGAAGUAAAAAUGGUGCAAAAAUAUCAAUCCCCUGUUAGAGUCUACAAGUACCCGUUUGAGCUUGUGAUGGCGGCUUAUGAGAAACGUUUUCCAACCUGCCCAGAGAUCCCAGUUUUUCUGGGGAGUGAGAUCCUUCGCGAAUCCAAGAGUGAAGACGGAGCCAUUCAGAUCAUUGAAAGGAGUUGCAAAUUGAACGUGGAUGCACCUCGGCUACUCAAGAAAAUUGCUGGGGUAGAAUAUGUCUUUUUCAUACAGAAAAACACCGUGAACUGGAGAGAGAGAACCCUGGUUAUUGAAGCCCAUAACGAGACCUUUUCCAACCGUGUCAUUGUCCUGGAGACAUGCAACUACUCGGUGCAUCCAGAGAAUGAAGAUUGGACGUGUUUCGAACAGUCUGCAUCCCUUGACAUCAAGUCAUUCUUCGGGUUUGAAAACACGGUGGAGAAAAUCGCCAUGAAGCAGUACACAGCCAACAUCAAGCGGGGCAAAGAAGUGAUCGAGCAUUAUCUAAAGGAGCUGAUAUCUCAAGGGAUCACUUUUAUCCCUCGGUGGACUCCCCCGGAAGUCAAGGGGAGCCUCAGGAAGAGGAGUCCAUCCAGAAGCAAUAACGGUACAAUAUCGCAGGAAACCCACCCGCACGGAAGCGAGAAAGAACAGCGAGGCAACAACGCCUGCCCUGCGGGGGAGGCUUCGACUCCUGAAGGGGACAAACUCGAUGCUGAUUACAUAGAACGUUACCUGGGACAAUUAAAUCCCAUGCAGGAAAGCUGCUUGAUCAGACUUCGUCAGUGGCUCCAGGAAAUGCAGAAAGGAAAGGUUCCCAAAGAUGAAUACAUCCUCCGUUUCCUGAGGGCUCGGGACUUCAAUAUUGACAAGGCUCGGGAAAUGCUCUGCCAGUCCUUGGCAUGGCGAAAGCAAUACCAGGUGGAUUACAUUCUGCAAACGUGGAGGCCACCUUCCCUUUUGGAGGAAUUCUACGCUGGGGGUUGGCAUUACCAGGACAAAGAUGGAAGACCCCUCUACAUCCUUCGCCUUGGGCAAAUGGACACCAAGGGACUUGUGAAGGCUCUGGGAGAGGAAUCACUUCUUCGCCAUGUCUUGUCAAUUAAUGAGGAGGGACAAAGAAGAUGUGAAGAAAACACCAACCUCUUAGGCCGCCCCAUCUCAUCCUGGACCUGUUUAGUUGAUCUUGAAGGGCUGAACAUGCGUCAUCUCUGGCGUCCUGGUGUAAAAACACUCCUUAGGAUUAUUGAAGUGGUUGAGGACAACUAUCCGGAGACUUUAGGGAGGUUGUUGAUUGUGCGAGCGCCAAGGGUGUUCCCUGUGCUUUGGACUUUGGUGAGCCCCUUUAUCAAUGAAAACACCAGGCAAAAAUUCCUCAUUUAUAGCGGCAACAACUAUCAGGGUCCUGGAGGACUUGUAGAUUAUCUGGAAAAAGACGUGAUUCCAGACUUCCUUGGAGGAGAAUGUGUGUGUAAUGUGCCUGAAGGUGGGCUUGUCCCCAAAUCCCUCUAUCAAACAGAUGAAGAGUCCGAAACCGCAGAUCAUAUUCGUCUCUGGACAGAAACCAUCUAUCACUCUGCAAAUAUUUUCAAAGGGGCUCCCCAGGAGAUCGUUGUAGAGAUCCUGGAAGGUGAAUCUGUGAUCACUUGGGAUUUUGACAUCCUCAAAGGAGACGUGGUGUUUAGCCUCUUCCAUUCCAAACGAGCCCCCGAGACUGUCCGGAAGGAAUCUGCCAUGCCAACCCCUUUGACAUCUGGGGAAAACGUACAACUCAUUGGCAAGAGUUGGAUCCUGGGAGUGGAUUACAGCCGCGUGGAGACUCCCUUGGUCUGCCGUGAAGGCGAGAGCAUCCAGGGUUCCCAUGUGACUCGCUGGCCAGGUUUUUACAUCCUCCAGUGGAAAAUGCACAGCCCAAUUCCCUGCACGGGGACCAGCCUCUCUCGGGUCGACGACGUCUUGGCUACGCUCCAGGUCUCUAAUCACAAAUGCAAGAUCCUGUAUUAUUACGAGGUGCUUGCAUCCAAGGAGUUCAGGGGCUCCAUGACGAGUCUGGAGUCGUGCACGAGUGGAUUUUCGCAGCUCAGUGGAGCCACCACCUCCUCCACUCGGUCGCAGAGCAGUUCCUUGGUCUCCAGAUAGCAUCGCCCGGGAAGAUGCAGAGCCCCGGAGGGCUGGACCAAGAUGCUUUCUUCGAGGCUGCGACCCAUGGAGGCUCAAGACAGCCUGCAGGGAUGAUCACCGAGGAGACCCAGGGACGCUUUUAUCAACCAGCUUGAAAUCCUUCCUUCCUUCCUUCCUUCCUUCCUUCCUUCCUUCCUUCCUUCCUUCCUUCCUUCCUUCCUUCCUUCCUUCCUCCUUCCCUUCUUUCCUCCCUCCCUUUCUUUCUGCCCUCCUUCCUCUCUCCCUUUCUUCCUCCCUCCCUUCCUCCCUCGCUUUUUGCCAUCUUCCUUUCUUUCCUCCCUCCCUCCCUGGCUUCUUCCUCCCUCAUUCACUUUUUUCUUCCCUUCUUCCUCUCUCCUCUUCUCUCCUCCCUCACUUUUUCCUUCUUUUCAUCCUUCCUUUCUUCUUCCCUUCUCCCUCCCUCCCUCUUUCCUAUUUCCUCUCCCUUCUCCCUCCGUCGCUUUUUCCUUCCUUCCUUCUUUCCUUCCUUCCUUCUUCCUCUUCCUCCCUUCUCCUUCCCUUCCUCCCUUUUUCCCUUUCAUCCUUCCUUUCUCCCUCCCUCCCUCCCUUCUUCCACCUUCCCUCCCUUCUACCUCCCUUUUUCCUUUUCAUCCUUCCUUUCUCCCUCCCUUCUCCUUCCCUCCCUCCCUCCCUUUCCUCUCUCCUUUCCUCCCCUCCCUUUUCCCUCCCUUCCUCGCUUCUUCCUUCCUUCCCUUCCUCCCAAAGACUGAAACAGCUUCUAAUUCGUGACGACUGCCCCUCUGCAGCUGUACAUUAGUCAACCUGUCAGUUAGAAUGCCGACAGUACUAAUUUUUGCAUGGAUUUUACAACAUUCGUAGGGUUAAAGGGCUCUUCCCACUCAGCACCAUUCGAUCCGAAAUGUAGAGCUAGCUGAGGUUGCCUUACCUAUUUAGGGCUUCUAGAGCCAAAAACCCCUCCCGGCCCCUGGUUAGCUUCGUUGUGCAUCGGCAAUGCCAUUGGUGUUCCAGCAAGGUACAAACAAUAUGCCUGGACAGCAGAAUUGAGCUGCGAACUGCUGAUGUGUACAUACACACCAUUGAAAAAUGGGGCUGUUGGGUAGAUUCACAUUUCUAGGUAACUUCAGGCAGGGAACCUAACUCAGAGACUUAAGAGACCUACAUAUUGCUAUCUAAAGCAGGGGUGUCCAAUCUUGGCAACUUUUUCAGAUCGGUGGAUUUCAACUCCCAGAAUCCCCCCCCCAACCCAGCAUGGUUGACUGGGGAAAUCUGGGAGCUGAAGUCCACAGGCCUCAAAAGUUGCCAAGAUUGGACACCCUCUGGACUAGUGUGUUGGAACUGAGAAAUACCCACUUGUUUCCCUACCGUGCACUGAAACAAGCUCUAACUUGAAAAGAGCAACACAUUUUUCUCUUCCCUUUUUAUUUCCUCAGGUCUGUGAGCAAUAAUUGAAGCCGAUCUCUGCCCGAUGGCUUUGCUCAGGGUUGAAAACGUAUUUCUCUCUCUCUCGCUCUCUCUCUCUCUCUCUCUCUCUCUCUCUCUCUCUCUCUCUCUUUCUCUAUGUAUAUAGAUAAAGGGCUAAAGAAAAACAAUAUUUCAUUGCUUACAAGGCACAAAAACUUGUUCACAGUGUUAAGGAAGCAAUUGUUUAAACAAGCCAGAGCUAACACAAGUUAGGGUAGGCACUUUAAGAGCGCGUGGGUGGGUGUGAGUGUGGGAGUGCAUGCAUUUUCUGAGUGUGUAUGUAUAUAUAAAUAUAGAUAAAUAGAUAGAUACAGUAUAUACAGAUCAGUAGCGGGUUUCAAUUUUGUUUGCUACUGGUUUGCUCGUGCGCAACACUUCUGCGCAUGUGCAGAAGCUUCCGGGCAGGUGGGCGGAGCCUCUCGCCGCUGCUACCGAUUCGCCCAAACCGGGGCGAACCUGUAGCAAUCCAUCACUGAUACAGUUAGAUGUAUGGAACUUAAAAAUCCCUUAAGUCCCAUUUACGGAAACAAGAAUGAAGGCUUCAAUUAAUUAUUUGUAUCCUUUUAUAGGCACAACUUGAUUAUUUAUUCGGGAAUAUGCCUCCUUGUUUUAAGUAUUGGGCUUUUUUUUUUUUUAAGCCAAAUAAAGGAUGGAGUGGGGUUCUGGUAACUUCAGCUUUAUACUUUGGGGGUGUGGGGGGGGAAAGGGGUUUGCGUAGUUUCUAAUUAGAUAUUUUUAGAUGCCUGCCUGCAUUACGUAGAAGAAAUUGGGCAGAUUUCCGGGUAUCUUGAAUCUAUGGAGUGAUUAUGAUGAUGAUGAUUUUUUAAAAAACUGCAAUCAGGAGUCGGUUGGCUUUGAGGAACUGUUGGGAUAAAGAAAACCCUAGAGCAGUGAUAGCUAACUUUUUUGCCGUUGUGUGCCAAAAGCAGGGGGAGCACUGGGGGGGGAUCUCGCUUGGGUGUGCCCACACCCAUAAUUCAAUGCACCCCACCCCCCCGCAUGUGCGCGCGACCCCCCGCUUUUGGCAUGCAAUGGCAUGGUGGGCCCGGUAGGACCGUUUUUUGCCCUCCCCAGGCUCCAGAGGCUUUCUAGGAGCCUGGGGAGGACGAAAAGGCCUUCCCCGCCCCCCCAGAGGCCCUCUGGAGGCUGGAAAUAGCCUGUUGGCUGACGUACACAUGCGUGCUGGAGCUGAGCUAGGGCAACGCUUACGUGCCCACAGAUAUGGCUCCAUGUGCCACCUGUGGCACGCAUGCCAUAGGUUCGCCCUCACGGCCCUAGAGAAAAACCCUUUGAUUUUUGUUAAGUAUUAGUUUUCCCUUAAACGGGGGACCUCGAGGACCGAAAGAUGUCCGUUGUGAUUGAUCCCAAAAGAAAUGCCUGAAAUGGCCAUACAGAGAGGUGAAAAGGAAUCGAAUCGACGGAUGAGAAACUUUUAAUUAGGAAUCAACGGUCCUUGCAAAACGGUAUUUUCCCUUUCCCUUCAAGGACAGGAUGAACAGGGAGGCAACUGGCACAAGAUUCAGCAGGCCUCAAGGGAGAGUGAGUAUAGGUAGUCCUCGAAUUACAACACUUCGUUUAGCGACCGUUCAAAGGGAAGACGACGGCGGGGGAAAAAAGCGAUGUAUGGUCAUUUUGCUCAGUGUUUGCUAAAACACUCAGCUUGUCGAUCAGAAAGGUCGGCGGUUCGAAUCCCUACCUGCCUGAGCAGGGAGUUGGACUAGAUGACCUCCAAGGUCCCUUCCAACUCUAUUACUGUUACACUUAAAACCUCCGUAGCAUCCCCAUCAUCACGUGGUCGACAUUCAGGCCCUUGGCAACUGGUUCAUGACUUAUGACCGUUGCUGUGUCCCAAGGUCACGUGAUCCUCUUUUUGCGACUUUCUGAGAUGCCAAGUCAACAGGGGAAGUCAGAUUUGCUUAACGGCCGGGUGACUAACGUCUCAACGGCAGCGUUUCGCUUAACAACAGAGGCAAGAAUUGGUCGUCCCAUAGGGCAAAGCUCACUUCACAACUGUCUGGCUUAACAACAGAAAUGUUGGCGCUCGACGGUGGUCGUACGUUGAGGACUGCCUGUACAUAACCAACCAGGGAUCUUCUAUCCAUUGCCGCUGUUGGCCCCAAAAAGAGAAUUGAAGAAGAAAUUGCAUAAUCUUGUCUUGAAAAACAGGCUGUUCACACAAAUGUAGAAUGCUUCCACUGGAGGUUGUACAGAAUUGCACACAACAUGCUCCUCUUGAUAUUUAUUAUUAUUAUUAUUAUUAUUAUUAUUAUUAUUAUUACUGUUAUUAUGGUUGAUCACACAGUCAUCCAUAUUUAGACGGAGUCUGGCAUUUUUCUGUACCUAUCGAGUCUUUUGCAAGGACCUGGAAUAAGCAGAUGGUUUAUUGAUAAGUGUUAAAAAUGUUAUCACAGGGAUAUUACUAUUCUUAUUAUUGUUUGUUCGAGACAACAGGAGGGAGGCGGGUGAAUUUUCGAGCCAAAACUGGAAAGUCAAUAAAAUAACUUAUAAUUCUC
This is a messenger RNA of Pantherophis guttatus, 6393 nucleotides long. It is a transcript of the gene SEC14L5, whose product is annotated as SEC14 like lipid binding 5. Gene Ontology annotation, cellular component: cytoplasm. NCBI's taxonomy places the organism in Eukaryota, Metazoa, Chordata, Lepidosauria, Squamata, Colubridae. The record is from RefSeq and is a predicted model, not a curated record.